Molecule: messenger RNA, 372 nt
Organism: Necator americanus (New World hookworm)
Lineage: Eukaryota; Metazoa; Nematoda; Chromadorea; Rhabditida; Ancylostomatidae
Exons: 2
Coding region: 1-372 (123 amino acids)
Source: RefSeq, a predicted model, not a curated record
AUGGUAACUCUGAGAGUGAUAUACAGCACAGAUGGGCUAAGGCCUGUUCUUGAAUCAACCCUUGAUGAAGUGUUCGUAGCCGACUCUCAUCGCUUUCGAAGAGAAGAUGCGACACCAGCUACUCAUUCUUACCCCUAUCAUGUUGUAUAUAUCGAAGACGUGAACACUGCUGCCUACGCUAAACGCCCCCGAGGGAGACCGCCAACGAGAUGGGGUGAAGUGUUCGCUGCACGGAUGGACCAGCUGAGAGCUCAGCUGGAUACGGCUCAAGGACCUCGUCAACGUCACUCGCGAAGCUUGAGAACAUCUUGGAUGACAAUGGCGAGGGAACGAAACGAGUGGAAGAGAUGCUGGGGCCCGCACGUCGAGUGA